Molecule: messenger RNA, 1067 nt
Organism: Daphnia magna
Lineage: Eukaryota; Metazoa; Arthropoda; Branchiopoda; Diplostraca; Daphniidae
Exons: 2
Coding region: 565-900 (111 amino acids)
Source: RefSeq, a predicted model, not a curated record
GGUGCAUUUAAUGUUUUUGCGUCUGCUGGGCUUUUGUAAAUAGCUCACCCCCGCCUGAGCUAGCUCACUGCAUGUGUGCGUGCGUGUUGUACCGCUUAAUUGUCAAGAGUGCUCUUAAUUAAUUUAGUAAUUGCUGUACGCGUGUGAUUCAAUCUGCAGUUUAAUAGGCACACUGACAAAAUGAUUCGUAAGGGCCGUAAACCAACUCCACAAAGUGAAGAGGAAAGGCUUCAGCAAGAGAAGGAAAAAGAAGAAAGUCAGCUAAGAAAGGCGGCUAACCGAAAUGCAGCAAAACGAGCGAAACGAGAACCCAAGUUCAACAUGGGUCCUGUUUAGGGCAUGCAAAGGAGUUAACUGAGAAGUCAGUGACCAACAACCAAGAACGGCAACUCAAACAGCAAGCCCAACAAAGUUCUCAUAAAACCCAACCACAAUACAACACAAAGAGCAGCAGCUCAGCUGAUUAUUAGUGCACAUAAUCCAUCCUUUUUUAUUGUCCCUAAUUAAUCAUCUAAUUGUGUGACAGGUAAUGAAGACUUGGAUUGUUUAGCGGAUCCAGAAGGCAUGGAUCAAGCACGAAUGGACCACUCAUAUGCCAAUGAAAACACAGUGAACUCUUCAGUGUUUGAUCAAGGAUCAAAGGAAAAUGCCAUCCAGCAGUUGCGAGAGAAGCUGAAAGAAUUGAUGAUUGCUUCUGAAUUGGAAGCCAAUCAAGCCAUAGCUGACUCCGUGUCCUCUGAAAUAAAAGAAAAGAAAAAAAGAAAAUCUGAAGAAAAGGAUCUUGAUUGUUUGUGGACUGAUGUUGAGUCCCUUGCUUUCAAAGCUUUUGAGCAUCACCAUGGCAUUAGGGGAUUCAGUUGCAAGAACUGUGGUGACCACCCUACUAGCACACUUACAUAAAUAGAAUGUAACAUGGAUGUACAUUAAUGGAUGUGCGACAUAGAUUUCGUACGUUCUCUGGACAUAACCUAACCAUCCAAUUUACCCCUCCGUUCGAUGUGGGAUGCGUACGUUGUAUGUAUGUACGAAGAAGAACAAUGAUUAAAGGAAUAAAUUGGCCAUAAACG